Molecule: messenger RNA, 822 nt
Organism: Penicillium cinerascens
Lineage: Eukaryota; Fungi; Ascomycota; Eurotiomycetes; Eurotiales; Aspergillaceae
Product: cleavage and polyadenylation specificity factor subunit 5
Exons: 4
Coding region: 1-822 (273 amino acids)
Cellular component (GO): mRNA cleavage factor complex
Molecular function (GO): mRNA binding
Source: RefSeq, a predicted model, not a curated record
AUGGCGACCACAACCGCCACGGCGAUCCAAAGCAGUCGCCCUCCGAUCCUCCCCAAGGAUUUCUCGGGCCAGCAGCCGGAGACUAUCCGUCUAUACCCCCUGUCCAACUACACAUUCGGUACGAAAGAAACGCAGCCCGAGGAGGAUCCAUCUGUCCUUGCGCGACUCAAGCGGUUGGAGGAACAUUAUGACCUUCAUGGCAUGCGGCGCACCUGCGAGGGUAUCCUGGUCUGCCACGAACACAACCACCCGCACGUCUUGAUGCUGCAGAUCGCCAAUGCUUUUUUCAAGCUACCAGGUGACUACCUGCACCACGAGGACGAGGAGAUCGACGGCUUCAAGAAGCGACUGAAUGAGCGUCUGGCCCCGGUGGGCUCACAAUUCUCCGGUGAAGGCGUCAAUGAAGACUGGGAGAUCGGCGAUACCCUGGCCCAAUGGUGGCGGCCGAACUUUGAGACCUUCAUGUACCCGUUCCUGCCGGGGCACGUCACACGGCCGAAGGAGUGCAAGAAGCUGUACUUCAUCCAACUGCCCAAGAAAAAGGUCCUCUCGGUCCCCAAGAACAUGAAGCUUCUCGCCGUGCCGCUGUUUGAACUAUAUGACAACACCGCCCGCUACGGCCCGCAGCUGUCCGCCAUCCCUCACCUGCUCUCGCGAUACAACUUUGAAUUCGUGGACGAGAAUGACAACGUGGUUGCCGUGACUCCGGGCACUCCUCUGGCAGAGAACCAGAUCCCGCGCACCAAGGUCCUGGCUGGCGAUGACGGGCAAGAUACCGGAAUGACGGAUAUUGGAGCGGAAGGGGAGAGAGUGGAGGGUUAG